UGUAUGUGGUAUGUUAUAAGGUAUGGUGUGGUCUAGGGUUUCAUGGUACCAUGGGGAUGCCACUGGGGACGGUGGGAUCAAGAUGCAUAGGGGCCAUGCUCCCACCGCUCAUGGUCUGCUUUUCCUCCACGGCAGGGCUCCGGGGGGCCAGCUGGGUGCCGGGGUGCCCGCUCCCACGGUGGCAUGGAGACAUGGUCCCGGCGCAGCGCUGCCUUCGACUGCGUGCCCCAGCCGGCAGCCUGCUGCCCUGACUGGAUGGCAGAGCUCCCCGAUGCCCUGCCCCUCUCCCACCUCUCCAUCCCUGGCACCCAUGACUCCCUCAGCCUUUUCGGUGGCCGGCGCCUGCGGUGCCAGAGCUGGGGCCUGGAGGCCCAGCUGGCGGCUGGCAUCCGCUUCCUGGAUGUGCGCUGCAAGCUGUCGCGGGGUGAGCUCCGCAUCUACCACCUCUGCACCUUCCAGCGGGCCAGCCUGCGCGGCGUCCUGCGCCGCACCCUGCACUUCCUCCGCGCCCACCCCAGCGAGGCCGUGCUUAUGCGCAUCAAGGAGGAGCUGCCCAUCUUCUCCCAGCCUGGCUUCGCUGCCCAGCUGCACCGCUGCCUGCUGGAAGAGGGACAGGGCUGCGUGUGGUGCCGGGAGGAGGUGCCAACGCUAGGCCAGGUGCGCGGGAAGAUCGUGGUGCUGGAAGCGCUGGCGCGGGAGGUGUUGGGCAUUCCCUAUGAGCAGCUGAGCAUCAGCGAUGCCUGGAACGUGCUCUCACUGGAGCGCAAGUGGGCCCGGGUGCAGCGGCACUUGGAGAAGGCGGCCGGCGGAGACCCCACCAUCAUGUACCUCACCUUCUGCUCCGGCAAUGGGCUCUUCACCUGCCCAGAGGAGGUGGCCCGCUUUGUGAACCCCCGCUGCUGCCAGCACCUGCGGCGCCGGGGCGGGCAGCCGAUACGCUGGGGGGUGGUCAUCAUGGACUUCCCUGGCUCAGGCCUUCUCCGGCUCAUCGUGGAGAGCAACGGCCCAGCGGCCCCCAGCACCCCCGGGGCACCGUCCCGGCACCGCCGCGGCAGGCAGGACAGACGCCGUGGCCAGCGCAGCUCGGCGCGCUGGCCCUCGGGGAGGACACUGCUCCCGGCCCCGCGCCCUGCCGGAGGGCCUCAGUGCCUGGAGGGCAAAAGCGGGUUCCCAGGUCCUGCGGAGCACCGGCAAGCCUUCGUGUGACAAUGGUGUGACAGCCGCAGCGGCAGCAGAGGAGGGCCGGCUGCCCGGGGAGCUGCGCCCUGCCCUGAGAAGCCAGGUACGGUGCCGGUACGGGGCUGG
Messenger RNA from Taeniopygia guttata (zebra finch), 1305 nucleotides. Its product is annotated as 1-phosphatidylinositol phosphodiesterase-like. Gene Ontology annotation, biological process: lipid metabolic process. Gene Ontology annotation, molecular function: phosphoric diester hydrolase activity. Lineage: Eukaryota; Metazoa; Chordata; Aves; Passeriformes; Estrildidae. The record is from RefSeq and is a predicted model, not a curated record.